ACCAAACUAUGGUCUGUCGUUUAUUGACUGCAGAGAAACUGAGUUGGAUCACUGCUGUCAAACCAAGUUAGCUAGGACUAUGUUAUUGUGUUAGUUUUAGGGUAGUAUACUACAGCUGACUGCAAAAAAAAGAAGCAAAAUGUGCGCUUCUUGAGUGGCAGUUAAGCUUUAGAAAGUUUAGGCAAAACUUAGCUAACAUUAGUUUGACAGAUAGCUUGUCAGUUUAGCUUAGCCAUGACAGGGACGUGUUUAUACCUGUCUCAUGUCAACCACUGGACUUUAACUGUGGUCUAACGCAGGUGAAUGUUUUAGAUUUAAACAGCGCUACCGGCUAAUGGUUAGUUAGUGAGCUUAAUAUUUGAGCAAAAAGCUAAACUAAAUCAAGGCAGGUCAAGGUUAGCCUACUAGCACCGAGUAAAACCACUGACUAACCACGACUUUGUUUCUGUGGGAAUUAUGAGCAACAGUAACAUUUAUGCAAGUCGCAAACGGAGGAAACCUGUCCAGAAAAGUGUGCAGCAGUCUCCUCCUGAAUGUGCCAAAUCAAAUCCUUCCAAACGACACCGGGACCGGCUGAACGGAGAGCUGGACAGGUUGGCCAGCCAGCUUCCUUUCCCAAAGGAGGUUAUAUCCAAACUGGACAAGCUCACCAUACUGAGGCUAAGUGUGAGCUACCUGCGGGUCAAAAGUCACUUCAAUGUGACCCUGAACUCAAAGAGCUCCAACCAGCUAGCAAAUAACACUAAACCACACAUACAAGAGCUGCCAGAGGGAGAAUUGUUGCUACAGGCAGUAAAUGGCUUUGUGUUGGUGGUCACCUCCAAUGGCACAAUUUUCUAUGCUUCACCCACCAUUGAAGACUACUUGGGGUUCCAUCAGUCGGAUCUCAUCCAUCAGAGUGUUUAUGAGCUGGUUCACGCUGAAGACCGGGCUGAGAUUCAGAGGCAGCUCCACUGGGCGCUCAACCCCAGCUGCACCCCAGACACCGGACAGCUAGUGCAAGUUUUUCAGGAUGCACCAUUGCCUCAGACGUACUACAGUCCAGAGCAGUUGCCACCAGAGAACUCCAACUUUCUGGAGCGGAACUUUGUUUGCAGGUUAAGAUGUCUUUUGAACAACUCAUCUGGCUUUCUUGCCAUGAGCUUUCAGGGCCGUUUGAAGUUCCUGUACGGGCAGAAUGAGAGGACAGCAGAUGGGAAAGCCGUCCCUCCUCAGCUGGCUCUGUUUGCCCUGGCCUGUCCUCUGCAGCCGCCAUCCAUACUGGAGAUCCGUACCAAGAGCUGCUUUUUCAAAACCAAGCAUAAGCUGGAUUUCACGCCCACCGCAUGUGACACAAAAGGGAAGAUUGUUCUUGGCUACACAGAGGAAGAGCUGUGUUACCGCGGCUCGGGCUAUCAGUUCAUCCAUGCAGCUGACAUGCUCUACUGCGCCGAGAACCACAUGCGGAUGAUGAGGACAGGUGAAAGCGGGAUGACUGUGUUCAGACUGUUGACAAAACAGAACCUCUGGGUUUGGGUGCAGUCCAACGCCAGACUUGUCUACAAAAAUGGCCAACCAGACUGUAUCAUCGCCUCACAGAGAGUCAUCACGAACGAGGAAGGUGAGGAGAACCUGAGAAAGCGUGCUAUGAUGCUUCCUUUCAGCUUCACUACAGGAGAAGCUGUUCUCUAUGACAUGAACUUGCCAAUAUCUCAGGGUAACACCAUACCCUCUGAUAGCAGUGCUCUGGAUGAUAGAACCACUGGUACUAUAAACCCUGACUCCCUGCUGGGCUCCAUGCUGAAGCAGGAUGAGUCGAUUUAUGUGUGUCCUGCAGACGAGCGCUCUGUAUCAGUACAGGAUUUGGAGAACGGGGAUCUUGGUGGGAUCUUCUCUAGUAAUUGGCAGGAAAGUGCUCUUUCACUAUCUGAAAGCUCUCUUUUCAAAUGUGAGCCAGUUGUAAACUCUAGAGGAGACGACAGCUGUGAGAUAAUGAACUUCAUGGGGAGUUUAGGGAUCAGUCCAGAAGAUGUAAAGUUCCUGCAAGAUGAACUGUUCCACAGGAUUGACCUCGGUGAACAUAACGAUGUGGCAGACCUCACAGAUGGCAUCUUCUCCUACGUACAACACUCUCUCAGGACGAAGACAGACUGUAUAAUAUCUGGUGACAGUCUCAAGGGGAAGGAUCUCAUCGGGAAGCCUAUGCAGACCUUCACACCUUCACAGCGAGCAUCUACAUUACUCUUACAGGAUUCAAGUGAUCCUCUCACAUUAGUACCUCAGCAACAACAGAUGACUUUCAUAGAAGAACAUCCUAAAGCAAAUACACAACAUUUCACACAAAUACAAAGUCACAGUGAACUGCAGGCCACACCAGAUCUCCAAAACGAUUCUCACGGACACCGACACAAAACGUCACAACACUACAACGGGACAAGAAUCACACCAUGUGAACUUUCACACGUGACAGCACAAAAACACCAGCUUCAGACCGUGAUACAGCAGUCGCAGUGCUCAUACCUUGCUCCUCUUCAUCUGCUGGAGUGUAAAACUCUCAAAAAUGAUCAGGUUUGUGGGAACCUCCCUGAAGGUCUGGUCAGCAACACUCUGCAGGUUCCUCCUCUCUUCCAGCCAGAGCUCCAGCAGCCCAGCAGCUUUUACCUGGAAUCGCCCCUUCCGGAUCUGAAGCACCCUUACAGAAACCAUAUGAGCACUGUGUCCUUCAGCUGCUCUUCACCGUAUAUCACUGCAGGUGACACAGGUACGAGCGAGCUUGAAGUGCUGCUCAGUGGCCUGGAUGGUGAUGUGGAGAGAAACGGACACUCAGGACCAAACAGAGGAGUGGGAGUCGGAUCAAAUCUGGAUAAACAAGAUUACAUAGGCCAGUUUCAGAAUGGAGGCCACACAAACUAUGCGAUGGAGAGUAACACGACACAUCUGGCACAGCAUCCCGACCAGCAUCAGAAAAACAGCAGACCUCAUCCAAACCUGUCUUUAGGAGGAUACUUGUGACUGAUCAACUGACAGUCAUAAAUAAACUUCAUACCUAUCUGGGAUGAUCAGUUGGCUGUGGUCAUACUAACCCAUAAUACAUGGACCAGAAAAACACACCAGCAGACUACAGGAAGAGGAAGAGGAAGCAGAAACUGGGGUGAAGGAAAGGCUGAAAAUGGACAAAUGUCCUGUGGCUUAGCUUGACGUCUAAGAUGAAUGAAGAAGCAGCCUGUUUGUAUCAGUUAGAUAUUAGAAUCAUUCAUCAGUGGCUUUUCUCUUAUAUGAACAGUGCUGUCAGAGUACUUUGAUAAAUCUCUCUUUAAAUGUCUCUCUUGAGAUGUUGCAAAUCUAUUGGCCUGUCAAAAGUGUGUCUCAAAGCAAUAUAUACAGUGUGCGCUGUAAAUAGCCUUCAGCAAAUGCCAAAAAGCUUUUUUUUUUUUUGUUAUUUUAAA
Puntigrus tetrazona (Sumatra barb) is the source of this 3425-nucleotide messenger RNA. It is a transcript of the gene ahr1a, whose product is annotated as aryl hydrocarbon receptor 1a. Bases 457 to 2991 code for a protein of 844 amino acids. The record is from RefSeq and is a predicted model, not a curated record. Gene Ontology annotation, molecular function: nuclear receptor activity; transcription cis-regulatory region binding; protein dimerization activity. Gene Ontology annotation, biological process: regulation of transcription by RNA polymerase II. The transcript has 11 exons. Lineage: Eukaryota; Metazoa; Chordata; Actinopteri; Cypriniformes; Cyprinidae. Gene Ontology annotation, cellular component: nucleus; aryl hydrocarbon receptor complex.